AUGAGCCCUUCCUCUAUGGCCCUUGCCAAGGAGCGAACUCUAGAAGGCUCUCAAACCUGUUCACUCUAUGGGAAUGUACAUGGAGGAGGGCCUUCCAUUCAAGGGUUGGAUCCUUCUUCGCUUGAGUUAUUCAGCUACAAGGGCCAAAAUGAUGUGAUGCUUGAAGAUGGAGGUGGCUCGGAGUCCUUCGAGGGGUAUUCUGGAGGCCGCCUUCCUAUGUUGUCUGAUCCAAGCAACUCAUCAAGUGGUGGCUUUGUGUUUGGGUCGGUGAACUCUUCACCACAAGGAACCCGUUCCAUUGUCAACGUUGAGGCAGGGUCCGACCAUUGGGCAUACUCUGGCUCUUCGGUGCUUAGCUUCGAGCAAGGGGAUAGGAUGCUUUGCACUAACUAUCCAAAUAUUGAUCAUGAAGAUGAGAGUGCUAUUUGGAUGGAUGCCAUGGAUCCAAAUUACCAAUUGAAUAACUUUGACAAGAAGCGUGGCAAGAACUCUUGUUUAAUUCAAGACCAAUGUUUUGAUAUGGGAAGUGGGUAUAAAUUGAUGAGUAAUGCCAUGAAUGAGAACAGACAGAAUGAGGAGCAGUUCGGGCUGCUAUGCCUGGGUGCAGCUGCUGGUGAUGGUCAUCAGGAGAGUGUUGAGCAAGAGAAAGGCAUCCAAAAGUGCCCUUAUAUGGGUGGUGAAUUGCGAGCCUCCAAGAAGCAUCGCCGUAGCACAGGGAAGACCAAGGCCAAUAGUCCAUCCAAGGAUCCUCAGAGUAUUGCAGCAAAGAACCGGAGAGAGCGGAUAAGCGAGCGGCUCAAAAUUCUGCAAGAUCUCAUUCCCAAUGGCUCAAAGGUUGAUUUAGUUACCAUGCUAGAGAAAGCCAUUAGCUAUGUCAAGUUCCUCCAAUUGCAAGUGAAGGUAUUGGCAACUGACGAGUUCUGGCCAGCGCAAGGCGGGAAAGCACCUGAAGUGUCUCAAGUGAAGGAGGCUAUUGAUGCCAUCUUGUCUUCUCACAGAAACAGCAAAUCUAGCUCUUAGAAGUCAGUCUUAAUGGGAAGAAGUCAAGAGAACACAGUAAGAGGACUCUACCAGAAGAAUAAAGGAACCUCCACAUGCCAAGAAAAUAAGGCAUUUUAGAGCUUAGUGCUGAAGAGAAAAAAGAAAAGGCCACUUUCAUCCUUUCCUUAUUGAGCUCUCUUUCUGAUGCUCAUGCAAUAUUUUUUGAGAUGCAAUGGAAUGGAAAUGAACUGAACUGCAACAACUUUAGAAAGGAGUUUGAACUGGGGAAUACAGAAUGUCUUAAUCUUUAUUCUCCUGU
Messenger RNA from Elaeis guineensis (African oil palm), 1300 nucleotides. RefSeq lists its product as uncharacterized. Gene Ontology annotation, biological process: regulation of DNA-templated transcription. NCBI's taxonomy places the organism in Eukaryota, Viridiplantae, Streptophyta, Magnoliopsida, Arecales, Arecaceae. The record is from RefSeq and is a predicted model, not a curated record. Gene Ontology annotation, molecular function: protein dimerization activity; DNA-binding transcription factor activity.